GGAACUAAAGUGUGUGUUGUUUCUGCCCGAGCAGAAAAGAUAUGUGUACCGUCGGUCAAACUGACAAGUGCAGUCAGUGAGCAAAUUUACAGUAGCUAGUUGUCAACCUGUGUUAUGAAAGCAUGUAUGCGAAUAAGUUUAGUCGCUUCAUGUUGGGGCUGUACAGCCGUACAACGACCGCAGUGUGCGGUGUGGUCCAGCUCCAGACUGCGGCAGGACGCAGCGGCUGUAGCUGGACCUCGGUGUGUAAACAGCGGACACUGUGGCUGCAGAGGAGCGUCUCUCUGAAGACCCGGCAACAUACCGAGCCCGGUCACACCAGUGCUCGGUCAGCCUCCCAAACAACGGUGGACCCGGAUGAGGUGAGGAGGUUCCAGUCACUGGCCAGCAAGUGGUGGGAUGAGCGGGGAGAAUUUGCUGCUCUUCAUGCCAUGAAUGACCUGAGGGUGCCUUUUGUACGGGAUAAUCUGCUGAAUGUGCAGAGAGUGCGGUAUCCUGGAAAACCACUGGGAGGACUCAGAAUACUGGAUGUGGGCUGUGGAGGAGGCCUGCUCACUGAGCCUCUGGGUCGUCUGGGAGCUGAUGUGCUGGGUAUAGAUCCGGUAGGCGACAGCAUCAGUACAGCCCAGCUGCAUUCGGCCAGUGACCCGGACCUCCGUGAGCGGAUCUGCUACCGGGCCUGCACUCUGGAGGAGCUCUCCGCAGAAGAAGAGGAGCAGGGGGCGAGCCACUUCGACGCUGUCGUAGCCUCCGAGGUGGUGGAACAUCUGGCCGACCUGGAAACAUUCGCCUUCUGCUGCAGCCACGUGCUGAAGCCAGGCGGCUCACUCUUCAUCACUACUUUGAAUAAAACCAACCUGUCCUACAUGCUGGGUAUCGUUGUAGCCGAGCAGCUGCUGCGCAUCGUUCCCAGCGGGACGCACGACUGGGAGAAGUUUAUCAGCCCUGUAGAGCUGGAGCGCCUCCUGGAGUCCAAUGGUUUCUCAGUGCAGUCUGUCCAAGGAAUGCUGUACAACCCUGUAUCAGGAGCCUGGAGCUGGACCAACAGCACUGCCAUCAACUACGCCCUUCACGCUGUCAAAGCAGGAGAUGAUCCCCACACCGACCAGCCCGAGGACAACACUGCGGCCACGCACAGCUGAGCCGCACAGCUGCAGAACACGUCAGGAAAUAGAUUCACGUGUGGGGUCCUAACUUCUCCAGCCAGCUGUGAAGCAGCGUAUGAGACGGAGGUUUAUAAAGGAAACGGGACAAACAGCCUUGAGAUACAAUGAAAGAUGUACUGUAGUUGCACUCUGAAUAAGAUUGCAUUCUCUGUCAGUCUUUGCUUUGCCAUGAAGUGAUACAAGCAGUUUAGGAAAUGUUGAGUGGCUGAUGAGUACAAAGCAACUGUGAAUCCUCUAACUGUGUCUCUCAAUAAUGUUCGUCAUCUUCAGUGUAUACUGAGCUGAAUCACUUUAAUAUUUGAGCUUGAAUGUUGUGUGAUUUGUUAAUCAGUUGCGUUUCUGAGGAGUGAAACAUCUGAUUUAUUGCGUUCUGGCUGCUAACAAUAAAUAGGAUUUCCUGUUGGUUUUGGCUGCACAUGGGAAAUUAUUUUCGCUAAAGCUAUGAAAAGAAAUGUGUCCACACACGAGGAUGAGACAGUCACGUCCUCUGGGAUUAUAAUGGCUCUCAUGUGGAAGUAUUACAUAAUGCAAAUCAAGCCUGUGGCAGAGAAUAAGUCAUGCUUGCAUGAUGUUCUUAAAGUGCUUGCAAAGAUGAUAUUUUUUAACAAAACGGACUGUGGGGACUUUGUGGAUGAUCAGGGCUUUGAGGGAACGUUACUUCUGUUACUUCACUUUCUAGAAGUUAUUAAAUGUGUCUUAAAGAUCA
Messenger RNA from Cottoperca gobio, 1872 nucleotides. It is a transcript of the gene coq3, whose product is annotated as coenzyme Q3 methyltransferase. The transcript has 6 exons. Gene Ontology annotation, molecular function: 3-demethylubiquinol 3-O-methyltransferase activity; polyprenyldihydroxybenzoate methyltransferase activity. Gene Ontology annotation, cellular component: mitochondrion. Gene Ontology annotation, biological process: ubiquinone biosynthetic process. The record is from RefSeq and is a predicted model, not a curated record. Bases 123 to 1142 code for a protein of 339 amino acids. Lineage: Eukaryota; Metazoa; Chordata; Actinopteri; Perciformes; Bovichtidae.